CAGGUGGAUAUUGCCGAAAUAACAGAUUUAUCGACUUUUUUUCUAAAAUUCUGCAAAAAGAUGGAAUUUUUGAGCAUCUUCAAGGGCGAAGAAGGCAAACCAACCUUCGUGCAGAACACGACAAGUUUUCUCUCCUCAGUGCAGGCCAAGGGGGACGAUCUAGUGACAAGCUUGAAAAAGAAGACAGCGAACGCUGUCCAGCAACUGAGCUCCGCCCAGCUCUCCACCAAUGCACCGAGUGGAGCUUCCCAUCAAGACGGGGACGAAGAUAGCUCGGCCAGUGAGUAUGGGGAUGGUGGUGAUCCCGCAAUGUACGCUGACGAAGCUCCCAUGGAGAGAAAACUCUCCUCCGACAGCAUUGAUUCACUUCCUGUAGAGGAGGCUGACAAAUAUCGGUCGGAUAUUAGACAGUUUGUCAUGGCUAUGCUAACGGAAGACGGAACGGAGGUGGUGACAAAAAAUGCCCACAUCUUUCAGGGCUACAUAGAACACCACACUGGUCGUUCCGCUUUUGCGAAGGAACUUCGCAAACAGACGGAUCAAUUAAAACAAGUUCCCGCUUCGGUGCUGCGACUUCUCGCCUCAUUCUGCAACAGCACGUUGAUUGAAUGCGGCAAAAACGACGACUUUUCACCAGCAGCGUCCAUCCUCAAUGUAGCGUUCCGCAUCUUCCAGCAAGACGUCAAUUCUGCUGGCAAGGUUGUACUGAUCUACCUUUACGAAAGCUUGAAAGACCAGAUGCUCUGGCAAUCGACACGUUUCUGGAAUGCAGCGGUGUUCAUUGCUCUUCAGGAAGAGCGAGUCAACCGACAGGUUGUUCCAAAUAACACGGACGACCAAGAAAACCUGGAUGCUGAGGCGCAGCUACAUGAUAGCAUCGUCUACAACCAGCUAAGCAAAUUUGCCUGGCGAAUGUACUCACUGGGCCUGAGCAAAGACGCCUGUAUGGAUUUUUUACGAAAGCAAGUUGAGGAUACAUCACUUUCAAAAGGUGAAUUAUAUCUUCAUUCCUUUUCACUCUCUGUUAUGUUUGCAGUUGCAAUUGCGCUGUAA
Molecule: messenger RNA, 1053 nt
Organism: Hydatigera taeniaeformis
Lineage: Eukaryota; Metazoa; Platyhelminthes; Cestoda; Cyclophyllidea; Taeniidae
Source: the annotation of a GenBank genome assembly